This is a messenger RNA of Pieris rapae (cabbage white), 2775 nucleotides long. It is a transcript of the gene DCAF12, whose product is annotated as DDB1- and CUL4-associated factor 12. Gene Ontology annotation, molecular function: protein binding. Lineage: Eukaryota; Metazoa; Arthropoda; Insecta; Lepidoptera; Pieridae. Gene Ontology annotation, cellular component: Cul4-RING E3 ubiquitin ligase complex. The coding region runs from base 262 to 1611 and encodes 449 amino acids. The record is from RefSeq and is a predicted model, not a curated record. The transcript is spliced from 7 exons.
UCCAUUGUUUUAGAAAAUCGAUUGCAAAAUGAGAAUUUUAUAAGUCUUGGUUUUGUAUUAAGGUUUAUUAAUAAGUCCUCUCUUUAAUACAACACGUUUUUUUAAAGUGUUUUUUUAGUUUCGAUGGUAGCUGGCGAAACUGGAUUAUUAUAAUGAAACAUGUCUUGCAAUGGCUCCGUAUACAUCGGAACAAAACGAAAGUGUCUUGUAGUUGACCGUGUGUAAACCUUAGAAUAAUUUAGUAUAUUUAAAGCAUUUGCGAUGGCGCAAACAGUAAGACGUCCCAUCGAAGCAAGGUAUCCAUCUUGCUAUAUACCAAGCCGAAUAAAAGAAAGAAGAGCAAAAGCAAGGGCGCUCAGAUUGGAACAACAACGUAAACCUGAAAAGCCUGAAGAUUUUGUAUGCUACUCAGAUAGUGAUAGUGAAGAAGAAACCCCUACUGAGCAACAUAAAACACUUUGCACAUCAUAUAACUUUGUUGACUAUGUGCGUUCAAGAGAAAUACAAGCUCCUGAGCCUCGAUCGGUAGAUCAGUCAUUUGCGACGCGCCAUAUGCUCACGCACGAUAUGUUGCGUGAGACGCCAGUCAACCUUGGCACAGUCAACAAAGUGUUCUGCUCACAGUGGCUCUCAGAUAGACAGAUUGUAUUUGGGACUAAGUGCAAUAAAUUGCUUGUGUAUGAUGUGCGAUCUCGUUCACUUGACGCCAUUCCGACGCUCCGUCCUCGCACACCUUGGCCCGGUGCUGAAUAUCAAACUGGGAUACACGCGCUACAAAUUAACCCAUCUAGAACACUGUUAGCUACUGGUGCGCGAAACUCAUGCGAAUUAGCGAUCUAUCGAUUACCCACUUUGGAUCCUGUGUGUGUUGGAGAGGCUCAUAAAGACUGGAUCCUUGACAUGUGUUGGUUAGAUGAUGAGUUCUUAGUAACAGGGUCUCGAGAUUCCAAACUUGCAUUGUGGCGGGCACCUGAUUCGCCAAUUACUCAAGCUACCCCUCACCAUGAUUAUAUAGCACCACUUGUUACUAGGGAAUGUAAGGCUGGUCAGAAGGUCCGGGCGCUAACCUUCAACCGUCGUUGGCGCGAGAUCGCAGCGUUGACCCUCAACGGGUACAUCCAUGUGUUCAAUGCAGCGACCUUCAGACAAACUCUUUCACGAAAGUUACCCUCUUGUCAGGACCUCGUUUGCCUUGCCACACAAGAAAGCGGUAUAUACGCAAUCGGUUGUAAGUCGUAUACGUUACUUCUGGAUUGCCGGACUCUACAGUCUGUUAAGAAGAUAACGUCUCGUUACAAUGGUUGUGGGAUACGAUCAGCGACAUUCCGCGGAGACCUACUCACUAUUGGUACUGGACUCGGUCUGCUCAUGUUCUACGACCUUAGAGCCGGAAAAUACCUCGAGAGCAAUAUACAUUCAACAAAAACUGUAGCACUAAGGGCUUCCAGAGGCUAUGUGUUCCCGGACGAAGGAAUGGAUGGGUACCAACAAGUGAAAUAUGUACCGGCCAUUUAUACCCAUUGUUAUGAUGAUAGUGGUACGAGAAUAUUCACAGCCGGUGGGCCUUUACCUGCCCCUCUAAUAGGGAACUAUGCUGGCAUAUGGCAAUAAAAUAAUAGCAUAAAAAAUGUUGUCGAAUGGGAAAGAUAGUGUGUCAUACUAGACCAAAAUGUGCCAGGCAGGACUAUAAAAUUAUAUGAAUGUUUGGUUCAAGAAAAGCAAAAUAUUUCGGAAGUGGUGUGAAAUUGCGUGUACAUUUUAUUACUCAGCUGUCACAGCAAUGCUUAGUGAAAUUGCAACAAAUUGAUACAAAUUUAAUAUGUUUAUUUUCUUAACCAAUUUAGACCACAUCAAAAAUACUUUGACUAAUAUAUGAGUUGCAAUACAUAGAAUGAUUAAAGCUGUGUCAGAGUUAGAAUAAAAGUGGCAAACAUGAUUUUGAAAAGUCUUAAUAAAAAAGAAAAAAAAUAAUUUCUACCUUAGUAACACUACCUAAAAGCAGGAUUCUUCAAAAUUUUCAUCUUGCAAUUACUUUCAACGAUUAAUAAAUUUGAGAAAUAAUUACAGUUAAAAAUUAAUUACUAAAUGAACAUAUAGAUUUAAUUGUAUUAACCAAGUGUUACAUAGCACCUCUCCAACAAUCAAAUGAGACUCAGUUGUGCAAUAAAAACCUUAUUGAGGUUGUGGUAAACAAGUUCAAUCUGUUUAAAGUUAUGCAACUAAAAGGCCAUAUUACCUCAACUUGACGUUGUAGACUUAGAGAGCUGAAAGUCCAAAAUGUCCAAAUACAUAUAAACAUAGCCUGUGCAGUAUUUUCUUUUGUAGUUCCAUUAACCAAUUUAUCCUUUAAAAAAUACUGCACUAUGCUACUACAGGACAUUUUAUAAUUACCCGCUUAGAAAUUAAUGGAAAGUAUGUGAUUUGAAGCAAAUGAUAUAUGUCAAGAGUUUUUAUAAAUCUCUAGCAUAAGGUAUGGGUUUGAGAUGGAUUCUAUUAAGAAGUUAAGUUAAUAUGUAUACCUUUCCUUCAAAUUUUUUUUAUAAAGAUGUUACAUUUACAUCCAUAGACUGUUAAAAACAUUGUCUGGAUCAACACAUGUAUUGCAAAACAUUCUAUUUCGAAGAGAUUGCCAAAUGUUUUUUGUUACUUUAUCUGUGUACAAAAAAAAAUACGCAUUUAAUUUUUAACUAUGCAAUAAUUUAUAGAAUGGAAUAUUGAAUGUGUUGGUGUGUUUCUACAAAUAUUUCUUAAAAAAAUGAUAAGAUUUAAAUAAGA